CUAAUUGAAGUACCAUAUUGCCGAAACUGGUUUUGUUUUUGGUGCGAGUUCGAUUGGUAUAAAACCGCCGGUGACUUAUGAUUUUUGCAUCAGUUGUCUGAGAUCCUUCAGUUACAGUUCAGUUCAAUUCAGAUUUUCUUUGAAUUUUCAUUAAAAUGGCUGCUAAGCUCAUCAUCCUUUGCGCUACCCUCGCCUACGCCAGCGCCGGCAACCUCUUGGCCCCAGCACCGCUCAGCUACUCAGCCCCAGCCGUAGCUUAUGGCGCCCCAUCCGUAGCUUAUGGCGCCCCAGCAAUCUCCUACUCCGCCCCGGCGGCCAUCACCUCCCAAUCCUCCAACAUCUACAGAACCGCCGGCAACCUUGGACAGAUCUCCACCUACUCCAAGACCAUCGACACCCCUUACUCCAGCGUAAGCAAAUCUGACGUGAGGAUCUCGAACCCCGGACUGAAAUACGCCGCCGCUCCAGCUCUCGCAUACUCCGCCCCCAUCGCUCAAGCUACUUAUGCCGCCCCCAUUGCUCAGGCCACUUAUGGUGCUCCAAUUGCUCGUGCCGCUUAUGCUUCUCCAAUUGCUCAUGCUGCAUACGCUGCCCCAAUUGCCCAACCAAUCGCUCGUGCAGCUUACGCCGCUCCGGUUGCUCAUGCUACUUAUGGUGCUCCAGUUGCUCAUGCUGCUUAUGCCGCCCCAGCUGCUUAUGCUGCUCAAGCUAGUCCAUUGUUGGGAGUUGCUUACUCUGCUGCCCCCGCUGUCGCUCACGUCAGUUUCAACUCUGGUCUUGCCCAGUACGCUUGGUAAAUGAUGGUUUGUUAAGGAUGUUAUUUUUUGACUGAUAUAUUUGUUUAUUUAUUGUAAUAAAUUGGUUGUGAUUAAUAAAUGUGUUUGUAUAUAUUUGAAUGA
Messenger RNA from Anthonomus grandis grandis, 899 nucleotides. Its product is annotated as pupal cuticle protein C1B-like. The transcript has 2 exons. The record is from RefSeq and is a predicted model, not a curated record. The coding region runs from base 156 to 797 and encodes 213 amino acids. Lineage: Eukaryota; Metazoa; Arthropoda; Insecta; Coleoptera; Curculionidae.